This is a messenger RNA of Callorhinchus milii (elephant shark), 1072 nucleotides long. Its product is annotated as regulator of G-protein signaling 9-binding protein B-like. Lineage: Eukaryota; Metazoa; Chordata; Chondrichthyes; Chimaeriformes; Callorhinchidae. Gene Ontology annotation, biological process: G protein-coupled receptor signaling pathway. The record is from RefSeq and is a predicted model, not a curated record. The transcript has a single exon. The coding region runs from base 90 to 854 and encodes 254 amino acids. Gene Ontology annotation, cellular component: neuron projection.
UCUGAGCUAAAUGUUUCUUGUCUUGGGGUCGGCUGUUGGGGUGUGAUUUCCGGGAGGACACAGGGCGCUGAGGCUGAACCCACAUCUCUAUGCCGAUCCACAGCACCAAGGUGGCAGAUGAAGGCACCGCCAAGUCGGAGAGGGCGAGGGGUGAGUGCAAGGCGCUGGUCCAGUCUCUCAACAAGGUGAUCGGCUGCUACAAACACCUGGCGGUCAACCUGGGGGGGUCGUCUGACUCCACCAACCUGAGAGAUGAGCUGCGGAGAACCAGGGAGAGAGCCCAGGAGUUGGCAGCGGCCAUCAGGACCAACCUGACGGCGGUGCUGAGGGACACGGAGCUGAGCAAAGAGGAGCGCCCGGAGAUGGAGCGCCUUUGGGUUCUCUUCUCCUCCAACCUGGAGGUGUUCCACAUAGACAUGUGCAAGGUGUUGGACCUGGGGCAGAGCUUCCCCCUCUCCGGGGCCGAGAGACCCUUGAUCCAGACCGGGAUGUGCGGAGACACCUCCGAAGUGACCGCCAGAGCUUUGAGCGUCCAGAACCUCGUCCAUCAGACCUCACCCAACUCGGAAAGGCUGCAGCUGCAGGAGCUGGAGGAGCAGAUCGGGGAGGUGGACAGGAUGGCGGAGGACAUGGAGAUGAAGGUGAACGUCCUGAGGUGGACUGUGGAAGCCAAGGGAGAGGAGAUACAUUCGGUGGUGAGCAACGACUUCUCUUCCACUGCUCUGCUGUCCUCGGAGGACGAGGUGAGGAGGAGAGAGUGCUGCGACCGAGAGAAGUGGCUGGUGGUCAUGGCCCUCUGCACCGCAGCACUGGUCGCUGUUGUCUUAUCGGUUUGUGUGGCGACCUUCGCCUGAUCGCUCCUCUCCACAGCACCGGGAGCUCCGGGAGGACUCAGCUCACCAACCGGUCCUUCAGCAGUUUACCGACUGACUGGGCGGUUUACUGUAUACACACCGUGAGCGACACCCCGUGUUGGUCCCCAGAGACCGAUGCACGGGCUGAUUUGGUGCACAAGUACAGUAAGAGUCUUCUUCACUUAUAUUUGCCAAAAGCCAAAGGAACAAAAGAAAGA